Venustampulla echinocandica is the source of this 855-nucleotide messenger RNA. RefSeq lists its product as uncharacterized. The coding region runs from base 1 to 855 and encodes 284 amino acids. Gene Ontology annotation, biological process: DNA recombination; positive regulation of mitochondrial DNA replication. Gene Ontology annotation, molecular function: DNA strand exchange activity; single-stranded DNA binding; structural constituent of ribosome. The transcript has 2 exons. The record is from RefSeq and is a predicted model, not a curated record. Gene Ontology annotation, cellular component: nucleus; mitochondrial large ribosomal subunit. NCBI's taxonomy places the organism in Eukaryota, Fungi, Ascomycota, Leotiomycetes, Helotiales, Pleuroascaceae.
AUGAACGCCCGAAUAUCCCCAGAUCUGGCACGGCACGGCAUACUGGCCAUUCGAGGCAUACGGCAUGCGACAACGGCAGCAGCAAAGCCAGCCGCUGGAAAGCCCGCCGCUGCAAAACGAGCCGCUGCCCCAAGAGAGGAAACAGAUUCCGACCUGGGACGACAAAUAUACGUCUACAAUCACCUGCAAAAGAACCAUGUUGUGUACUCCCUUACUAAGGCUAUGAAGAACAACAAAGCCAUCUCGCAACUCCCCUUCAACGGCAAAAAAACCGUCCCCCGCGCCCUCCGCAAAGACCUCUGGCACCCUCUCGCAACCAUCUCCUUCGCCCCGGGGUCCAGCGCCAUCGGCCUCUCCGCGUACCAGAAGCUACGCGAAUACCGACGACGGCACGAGCUAGAAUGGGACGAUUCGCUCAUGAGGGACACGGAAGGGAAACUCAUACCUAAGAAGAAGCGCGGGCGGCAAUUGAACGACCAGAAGGCGAACAGCAUUGCGGAUAUGGCGGCUGUGCUGGGCCGGCUGGCGCAGACGCCUGUUAUUGAUGCGGAGAGGAUUGGGAUUCAUGGGGAGGGGACUGGGGAGAGGGUCGAGGUGCGGUGGGGGCAGUUGCCCGAUGCGGAGUUUGCGAGCUCGUGGACGGAGAAUGUCGUGCAUGAUCAGUUGGAGAUGCAUAUUAAUCAUCGGGAUAGGGAGAAGGUCUGGGGGCUGAAGAAGCAUUUGACGGAAGAGAGGGAGGCUAAGCAGAAGCGGAGGGAGAAGACCGCGAAGAGGGUUGAGAAGAGGGAUGUCUGGUUGGCGAGGAAGAAGGCUGCGUUAGGGGAGGGUGCGGAGCCUGAGAAGGUUGUAUUAUAA